AUGAGCGGUGGCGAACCGAAACCACCACUGAGGGACAUCGGUGGGGGUCUCAGGUAAGUCACUGAAGGGGUUUGGGUGGUGGGAGGGAGAGGGGACCUGCAGUGCCAGGAAAACAGAUUUUUUUUCCUGGCACUGGAGAGUCCCUUAAGUUAGAAAUCUGACCCAAAUAUUCAGUGGAGGAUACAUUUUACUUUCUAAAUGUCAGAAUAGCCUUAAAACUGAAUAUCACUAAUGUUAGUCCAUUUAGGUGGCUGUAACUCGCAAUUUCUUCAGCAUUAAUAAUGUAUAGUGUAUUAUCAAUGUCAUUAUUAGUCGAAUCUGAACCCAGCACACUCAGCCAAUAACCGCCGUCCAGGCUGAAAAAACUGACUUUGGUAAUGCAGAAUGGGUAAUUCCUCGUUGUGCCGCAGCUAAAGAUGGGGGAACUUGGUGAACAACUCCGGUUUAUAACAAACCGUUCCUAUGUGAGGGCUGGGUCCAAGAUACUCUGAGCAACACAAACGCUACAGAGAUGCAGUGGUUAUGGUGCUUAUUAUAUCAGUUUAAUUCGGUGGAUAUAAUGGUUUAUUUUAUUUUUUUUCUCAGUUUCACCGCGAUGGCAAGGAUCUGGAUAAGUUAGUCGCUUGGAUGAAUCAAUAUCCAGAUGCUUUCCCUAUGUGGGUUGGUAAACUGUUUGGUCACCUGACCGUCACAAACCCAGAAUAUGCCAAGGUUGUGCUUGGAAGAUCAGGUAGGUACUAAUUUAAAGCUCAUCUCUGCACAACAAUCUUUGCAAAUACACAUGUGGCAAUUGGUACGUCCAGGCACAUCUAAUGGUAUGGCCCUCCCUCUCCCUAAAUGCUGAAUUUAAUCAAACCUCAAAGAACAUUCGCCCAUAGAUGAUGUAUUCUCUGUGUGAUGGAGAGUAAAGAGACCUUCAUCCAGGUCCGGCCAAAGGCAUUGGGCUUCCUGAGUCCAAGUAUAAUAUUUAGCUGCACCCCUCCCCAUAAAAAGCCUUGUAGACAUCCAUUAUGUUAUUCAGUGUGUGUGUCGUGGAUGCAAAGUGCGUGUGAAUAUUUUUGCUGACAUUUUGCAGUUCGAUUCUAGCUCAAUUUUGGUUAUUGUUGAAUAAACCGUGAAGAUGUGGAUAACUGAACCAAUUUUGGCAUAUUGUCACCUCUCUUUAAUUACCAAGAACCCAUAACCUGCCAAAGGUCUCUAAAUGUAAAAGGCAGUCCUUCAUCUCUGGACGGGAUGUAAAAAUGUACUUAUUUUCAAUAGUAGAAUGCUUUACUAAUUUUAUAACCAUUUCAUUAUUACUCUGUUACAACUGGCUGUUCUAUUUUGUGACUUAUCUACUGGAAGGCAUUAACCAUUAGUUUUGCAUCCAAUUUUACAGAUCCCAAAACCUCUACUGGUUAUAGGUUCCUGAUUCCUUGGAUUGGUGGGUAUCUCAUUUAUUUUGGCAUAUUGAAGUGAGAGGAUCCUUUGCAAUGUUUGGGAGGGGGGUUUGUAUCACAUGUACAUGUUACGCAGCUACCCUUCACCCCAUGUCUCUAUUGAGGGUCAAUUAUAUUGCAGGUUUUAUAAGCAUACUCCUUUCUUUCUCAUUAAGCUGGCUUGGUUUGAUAUUGGGGUGGGGGGGGGUUGGGAUAGUUAUAGAGGUUGUUGUUGUUGUUGUUGUUGUUUUUUCGUCUUUGGUUUUAUUCGUAUGGUGAGUUAAAUAUUAAAGCCACUGCUGACUGCCAAGAAUAGUGGUAGAUUAAGCCAUGGGCUAAUCUGUGGUUUUUAAAUUACUUAACAGGUGACCUGGUAGCAUUGGGUAAAGUUAUAUGGUAAUAAUUAGUCACAUUAUAACCUGUGUUAAAAAUAAACAUAUUACCUGCUGCAAUAUUCAGAAGAGGUCUAGGUUUGGGAAUAUUAGUGGAAGCAAUCUAUUCUGCAAGAUAGAUGGUUUUAAUUAUUUACACUUUGUACACAACUGUUCUAAAACUCACAUAUUAACUUUCUAGAUGUCUUACAACACUGUUAUCCCGAUCAUUACUGGAUGUUCCUUUUGUAUCAAUCUGUUUGUGUAUAUGUUACAGUUAAAGUGAGAAAUUGGUUAAUGUGCACAUUAACUAAUCUGCAGAUUAACUGAUUUGCUCAGUUAAAGUGCGGAAUCAAGAGUUUUCUGCACUUUACCUAGGUAAUGUGCACACUAACUGCUUCCGUCUAGUUAAAGUACAAAAUGUUUAUUUGUUUCUUUCCCUCGGUAAAAAGAGGAAUUCUUUAUUACAAAAAACGUCCUUGCAGAACCAUGUUUCACCCUUUCAGUGCAGUCUCUGCAGAGUCGUUCACUUCUCGUCUGA
This is a messenger RNA of Pelobates cultripes (western spadefoot toad), 2330 nucleotides long. NCBI's taxonomy places the organism in Eukaryota, Metazoa, Chordata, Amphibia, Anura, Pelobatidae. The record is from the annotation of a GenBank genome assembly.